GCCCAGCCCAAUAGCAUUUUACUGACCCAAAUUGUUGAGAUUAGCGAAAUAGAAAAAAGCAUUUGUCGGAGAAGAAGAACUGUGUUGGUCGGUGACUGCCAGAGGAUCAAGUCGUCGGUGAAGAUGAGGAAGAAGAAGAAGAAGAUUGUGUUGAGUAGCACAUCUGAAGCUGAAAAGGUUAGUAUACCAUAUCUCCCAGACGAUCUACUCUUGAAUUGCUUAGCACGCAUCUCUAGAUUGUACUACCCAACUCUCUCGUUAGUCUCCAAGAGAUUCCGCUCUCUUCUCGCUUCCACAGAGCUCUACGAGACCCGACGGCUUUUAGGUACCUCCGAGAGUUGUCUCUAUUUCUUUAUGACUGAGAGGCGCAACGACCAUGAGGUUUAUGGGAAAGUUGAGUGGUGUCAUGUUGUGCAUACGUUGCCCCUAUUCAAUUUGUCUCGAGCACUAUCUUGUUACCACUGUUUGAGUCAUUGCUUCCUCAUGAUCAUAUAUAUCAUUUUGUUUUCUAUAUGAUGUAGGAUUUAUGGUUUGAAUAUGAUUGCAUAAUGCAUACAAUCGUUUCGAGAACUUGCCAUAGCCAAUUCUUGAUUACAUCAUGUUGAUUUACUGACUUGUGGUUACUAGUUUAACUAGGCUGGAAAAAACAGAGAAUUAGGCACUUGAAGGACAAAAGCAAAAAAGG
Arabidopsis thaliana (thale cress) is the source of this 685-nucleotide messenger RNA. Its product is annotated as Galactose oxidase/kelch repeat superfamily protein. The record is from RefSeq and is marked reviewed. The transcript has a single exon. The coding region runs from base 124 to 516 and encodes 130 amino acids. Lineage: Eukaryota; Viridiplantae; Streptophyta; Magnoliopsida; Brassicales; Brassicaceae.